AUGUUUUACUCCAGCUUAAGACAUAAGCUGAAGACUUCGAUACAAAAUUCACGUCUACCUCAUAAAUGUACAAUACGAGUUCCUUAUAGAACUACCCAUAACCUUUAUCAAGGAAAAUGGGAGGCGAUAAUUGGUCUAGAGAUUCAUGCGCAAAUAUCCUCAAGGACGAAGUUAUUUUCUUCGUCUUCUACUUCGUUCAACGAACCCGUUAAUACAAAUAUCUCUGUGAUUGACGCUGCCUUUCCGGGAACCAUACCGAGAUUAAAUUCUAAAUGCGUUGAUCUCGCGGUAGCAACGUCUUUGGUACUAUCAGGAGAUGUUCAAUUGAUUUCUUCGUUCGACCGAAAACAGUAUUUUUAUCCUGAUUUACCAGCAGGCUACCAAAUCACUCAACAUUAUGCUCCGCUCUCUAUCGGUGGCAAACUUAUUUUAACCCAUUUGGAUGAUGAUGAUGUUGACCAUGAAAUUGAGGUGCGGAUCAAACAGAUUCAGCUUGAGCAGGACACUGGGAAAAGUAUUCACGAUGUGAGGCCCGGGAUGGCCCUGAUAGAUUUAAACAGAGCCGGAGUCGGAUUAAUGGAAAUUGUGACUGAACCUGAUAUAAGGACACCAAAAGAAGCAGGUUUGACUCUUCGAAAGUUACAAUCCAUACUUCGCGCUGUUGGAUCCUCAGACGGUAACAUGGAAGAGGGGUCUUUACGCUGCGACGCUAAUGUCUCCAUACAUGAACCCGGAACACCUUUCGGUACAAGAUGUGAAAUCAAAAAUUUGAAUAGCGUCAAAUUUCUGAUGGGUGCCAUAGAUGCAGAAAUCGAACGACAAGCAAAUGAAUUAAGAAACGGAAACCGCGUCAUCCAAGAAACAAGAGGAUACAAUGUUGCAGAGAAUAAGACGUUUAGAUUGAGAACAAAAGAAACGGCUAUCGAUUAUAGAUACAUGCCAGAACCAGAUUUACCACCUCUGAUAAUAACAAAAGCGUAUGAACGUAAAAUAAGAUUGAUGAAAAAUUACAAGAUUUCUUUACAAGAUGUCAAGACAUUGAUGGGUGAAGAUGGUGGAGUUGAAUAUUACGAAGAGGUCGCGAAAAACCAUAACCCGCUACUCGCUUCAAAUUGGAUCACUCACGAAUUAUACGGCCUUCUGCAUAGUAAAAAUAUCAAAUUUUCCAAGAAUCCCGUGUCAACCGCUCAACUAGGUUCAAUAAUUGAGUGCAUUAGAAUUGGGGAUAUCUCUGGAAAGAUAGGAAAACUAGUUUUAGGACAGAUGGUUUCCGGGGACAAGCGCCUGGCCCCCGAAAUCAUUGAAGAAAAAGACUGGAAGCAAAUAACUGAUGUUAACGCGUUAGAAGCAAUUUGUAAAGAAAUUCUAUCGCAAAAUCCGGAGAAU
Acaulospora morrowiae is the source of this 1386-nucleotide messenger RNA. NCBI's taxonomy places the organism in Eukaryota, Fungi, Glomeromycota, Glomeromycetes, Diversisporales, Acaulosporaceae. The record is from the annotation of a GenBank genome assembly.